Messenger RNA from Lates calcarifer (barramundi perch), 2459 nucleotides. RefSeq names its product B-cell antigen receptor complex-associated protein beta chain-like. Lineage: Eukaryota; Metazoa; Chordata; Actinopteri; Centropomidae. The record is from RefSeq and is a predicted model, not a curated record. Gene Ontology annotation, cellular component: external side of plasma membrane; B cell receptor complex. Gene Ontology annotation, biological process: B cell receptor signaling pathway; B cell differentiation.
UAACAGACAACACACCCACUGCUGCAGACACUUCUUCUCCCUCUUCACAACAUUUUCAUGACUGCAGAGCGAUUUAGACACGUGUGGACAUCAGCAUUUGAAAUAUUUUUCUUCUGCAUGUCAUCAUGCGCUGGUUGCUGGCUGGAUGCUGCGCCCUCGCUUUGAUCAAUCUCUCAGCGGCCAAACACACUGAAUUGCAGAUCAUCCAGAAGCCCCGGUUCUAUGGUUUAAAAACCAACCGCAUGGCGGGAAUACACUGUUCCAUAAAUCAACCCUUCCGGUCCCAGCCAGUGACUGUGGACUGGUACAAAGCUGAUACACACAUGAGGCACAACAUUGCAGAGGUAAAGGGAGAAAGGAUUAAACUUCAAAACAUUAAUUACACCCAAAACGCCUCUCUCUACAUAUAUAAAACACAAGUAGAGGACAGUGGAGUGUACUUCUGCAAGUUCAACAAUACAUGGGGACCUGGAACUCAACUUAUAGUUAUCCGGUCCAUUGACCCUUUAACGGCACAGUACAGGACCAAUAUGAAAGACGGUCUCAUCAUCUUCCAGGCUCUUCUGUUGGCUGUGUGUAUUGCUGCUAUAAUGCUACGCAAACAAAAACUGUGGGAAAAGAGUGACAGCAUCUAUGAGGAGCCUGAAACUGAUCACAUCUAUGAGGGUUUGGCGAUUGAGACAUGUGGCGGAGGUCUGUAUGAGGAACUUACUGUGUACGCCCAGGCUGAAGGAGCAGAGGCCCCAUGGGAGUGAAACGGGCAUCACUGAACUACUUUUCACACCACCUCAGCAGUUUCACAAUAAGUACUGAUUAUACGUUCAUAAUUACAAGUUUUACUUUGUACAUAGUACAUUGGGUCCUUAAUGGGCUCGCUAUGGAGAUGGAGAUGUGCCAUUUCUAGCUUGUUUGUAAAUGUGCAGCAGUAUACUUAUUCUUAAAUGCGUGAUAUACAGUACUGUGCAAAAGUUUUAGGCACUAAAGGUAAAGUGAGGGUGCUGUCAAAAAUAAUCCCAUGAUUAUUUUUUUAUUCAUCAGUUAACCUCAUGCACAGUACAGCAAAACAGAAAACACCUAAAUCAGAUCAGUAUUUCGUAUUAUACCCCUCCCACCACCUCCCUUUUCCUUUAAAACAGCUCCAGUCCUCCUCAGUACACCUGUACUUAGGUAGUUUUUUCCAGCAUCUUGGAGAAGCUGCCUCAGUUCCUCUGUGGAUUCAGGCUGUCUCAGUGACUGCUGUCUCUUCAUGUAAUCUCAGACUGACUCUAUGAUGUUCUGAAAGGCCUAAAACUUUUGCACAGUACUUAAUGUGUUGUUUAUUUUGUGCUAUUUAUGUAUUCAGUGGUGGAAAAAGUAUUCAGAUCCUUUACUUAAGUAAAAGAACCAAUACAACAAUGUAAAAAUACUCCAUUCCAACCAAAAGUCCUGUAUGAACAAUCCUACUUAAAUAAUGGUACAAAAGUAAUAACAGCAAAAUGCGCUUAAAGUAAAAGUACUGGUUUGAUCUUUCUGACUGAUUAUAUUAUUACAUACGACAUCAUUAGAUGAUUAAUACUGAAGCAUCUGUGUGUUAGCAGCAUGUUACUGUUGUAGCUGCUGCAGGUGGAGCUAGUUUGGACUACUUUAUAUACAGGGAUGCCAGCUCAAUCUGAGGGAUUGUUAGAUGAUUAAUGGAAAGGAAAGCAGACAAACAAAGUUUUUGAUCCACAAAUCUGUCUUCAGUUUUUGGACUUUUUCUCUAGUCUUUGACUUUUACUGACGUAUUGUAUCUUUGAACCCAUAUUGAAAUGAAAAGUAUUUGUUAAACAUCUGAAAUGUGACCCAAAAUACACACUGCUUUUUGUUAGGUUGGAAACCACUGAUUUAAUCUUUAACGAUGUGUCAUAUUUAAAUGCUUGUUAUGUUAUCCGUUGUGUAAAAUCUUCAUCUUUAAGGUAACGAGUGAAUAAAACUGUCAAAUAGAUAAAGUGGUGCUGAAAGUACAAUAUUUCCCUUUGAAAUGUAGUAGAGUGGAAUUAUAAAGUAGCAUCAAAUGGAAAUACUCAAGUAGUGCAGAAUUGUACUAUACAAUGCAGUAUUGGAGUAAAUGUACUUACUUUCCACCACUGACUUUAUUAAAUUAAUCUGAUGUUAUUUGAAGUCCACUGAAAUGUAAAUAAUUACAUGGCAACAGCUGAAGUUUCAGCUGACAUUUUUGGUGCUUCCAGGGUUUUUUUUAAACAUAAAUUGUGUUGUAUAUAAUUUCAUAGUGACUUUUCUAACUUGACUGUUUAACGUCCGUUUUAUCUUGUACCUACAGGAGGUGUAAGAAUGAGUUUAUGACAAACUGUUGUGAGAAGAUGUCACACAAAUUUGGUGUUAAUAAGGCCCAGUUUGUUCUUGUUGUUCGGUUAUAUUAAAUUGGAUGUUUUGUUUGUUUUUUGUUAAAUUUGUGUAACCGAUUAAAAACCAUAAACACA